AUGAGAUACUUUGCGCCCCUCGUCCUCCUUGCUGGCCUCGUCUCCAGCAAGCCAACGCCAACAGUCCAGAAUGCGACUCUCUACCUGUGUUCUGACAGCACUGCGGCAAACUACAAUCCUGCCACCACACCUAUUCAGGGUUUCGGCUACUACCUCGGAAACUACCUCUCCACAAACUUUGUGAACCGCGCCCGGGGCGGCCGCUCCACCCGCUCUUUCAUUAACGAGGGUCUCUGGGGUCAGCUCCUCGACAUGCUCGUCCCCGGCGAUUACGUCGUGAUUGAGAUGGGCCACAACGAUAACGGCACUCCCGGGACCGGCAGUGACGUCGGCAAGGACCGCGCCGUGGUUCCGGGGAUUGGGAACGAGACUGUAACUGUGACCAACUCGACCGGAGCGGAAGAGGUGGUUCGCACGUUCGGUUCGUAUCUGAGGCAGAUGAUUAAGGAUGUGGAGGACAAGAGCGCCACGGUAGUGUUGAGUGGGAUGGUGCCAACUAUGAGUUGGUCCAGUGACAACAAGACCUUGGCGACGGUGUGGCCGUUUACGGAGUAUGCGAGAGCGGUUGCAGAAGAGCAGAAGGUGCCGUUUGUGGACCACACAAAGUACUCGGUGGCGAGACAGCAGGCACUGGGAUAUACUGCUGCGAAGGCUAUGUAUCCUCUUGAUAACACCCACACCGAUGCCGCAGGAGCUACACUUAACGCGGAGAGCUUUGUCACGGCGGUGAAGUGCGCAAGUGGCAAGUGGAAGCUCAAGCAGGCCCUCUUGGGCAAUAACCCGAACGCAACUGCUGUUAAUUAUCCAUGUGCAUAG
Molecule: messenger RNA, 816 nt
Organism: Morchella importuna
Lineage: Eukaryota; Fungi; Ascomycota; Pezizomycetes; Pezizales; Morchellaceae
Exons: 4
Coding region: 1-816 (271 amino acids)
Molecular function (GO): hydrolase activity
Source: RefSeq, a predicted model, not a curated record